This is a messenger RNA of Colletotrichum truncatum, 1110 nucleotides long. RefSeq names its product glucosamine-6-phosphate isomerase. Lineage: Eukaryota; Fungi; Ascomycota; Sordariomycetes; Glomerellales; Glomerellaceae. Gene Ontology annotation, cellular component: cytoplasm. The record is from RefSeq and is a predicted model, not a curated record. Gene Ontology annotation, biological process: N-acetylneuraminate catabolic process; carbohydrate metabolic process; D-glucosamine catabolic process. Gene Ontology annotation, molecular function: glucosamine-6-phosphate deaminase activity; identical protein binding.
AUGUGGAAGCACUUGUUCUCCCACGUGAAUAUCCACCCCAACAACGUUAACAUCCUCAACGGCAACGCUGCGAAUCUGGAAGCAGAGUGUGUAGCUUAUGAGGCUAAGAUCAAGGCUGUCGGCGGCAUAGACCUCUUCCUAGCUGGGAUCGGCGAGGACGGUCAUAUCGCGUUCAACGAGCCAGGUUCCAGCCUCGCCUCGCGGACAAGAGUCAAGACGCUUGCCUAUGACACCAUCCUCGCCAACUCCCGCUUCUUUGACAACGACGUCAACAAGGUCCCUAAACUCUCCCUAACCGUCGGCGUGCAGACUGUCCUUGAGUCUCGGGAAGUCGUUGCAAUCAUCCUGGGCGCUAGGAAGGCGCCCGCCCUCCAGAGAUGCAUCGAACAGGGUGUUAAUCACAUGUGGACGCUGUCCAGUUUACAGUUGCAUCCGCAUCCCAUGCUUGUUGUUGAUGAGGACGCAACCUUGGAAUUGCAGGUCAAGACAGUCAAGUACUUCAAGAGCAUUGAGAAGGUGGCCAGAAAGGAGGGCUUUGAGCAGAUUCUUCCCUCCAAGGUCCGCACAGGCCCUGGUCCUAUCCCCAUGACCGUGGUCGACGAGGUGCAGACGCCCUCAAUCAUGCAUCCCCAGCCCACAACCUCUAGUCUGCUAAGAGCUUCCCCGGCAACUGAAUACCCCAUCAGAUCGGCUUCCCCUGACAUUGAGCUGGUCUUCGAAAGCAUGGAAGCCCGCACAAAGUCCCCCACGGAGCAACAGCUUCGUGCUAUAACGCCCGACCUCAUCACCGACAGGAUGGCUGACCGCAUUCCCGAGCCUGCCCUGGCGAGGCGGCUCACACCAAACCCCGAACAGCAGUUGUCUUUCUCGCUGUCGAGAUCAGUAACCCCGGACCUGAUUCCUGACCGUAUGGCCAACCGUAUUUCAGAGCCAGGUAUGGAGCGGCGUCUUACACCCAACCCAGAGCAACAGCAGCUGUCGUUGUCGCGUUCAGCGACCCCUGACUUGGUUCCCGACCGGAUGGCAUCUCGCAUCCCCGAGCCAGCACUUGCGCGGCGGCUGACUCCAAACCCAGAGCAGCAGUUACGGGUGAACGCCGUCGGCGCUUGA